UACGUCCUCAAAUCGUCGUCACAUUUUCAUCGCUGCUUCAUGGCAUUUCCACUCGUCGACGCGCAUUGCCACUUGCACGAUGAGCGACUGUGGUCCAGUGGCUCUCCACCGAGCCGUCGCACGCUCGAAGACGUGCUUCGUAGAGCUCGCAAUGCUAAUUUGACUCACGUCGUGUCCUGCGCCACUCACGAACGAGAUUGGCGGGUCUUGGAGCAGUUAAUAGCGCAGCAAGAAGAUAACAGUAUGCCCAGUGUUGUACCAUGUUUUGGCGUCCAUCCAUGGUGGGCUCAGGAGCUGUCGCCCAUGACUUCAGACAGUCUAAAACCGCUUCGGGCAAUAUUGACGCUACAUCCAGCAGCAAAUGUGGGGGAGAUUGGCCUAUGCAAGAGUGCAAGAGGGAGACAGGUGCCGCUGGAAAUGCAGGUGAAGGCAUUUCGAGCACAACUCGAGAUAGCGGCGGAGUUGGAAAGAACCUGCGUACUGCAUUGCGUGGGGUACUAUGGUAAACUGCUGGAGAUUUUGCAAGAAUUUGACAAGCGUGGGAGAUUGCCACCAAUUCUUGUCCUGCAUUCGUAUAGCGGUCCGCCAGAUAUGAUGCGGUCGUUCCUAAGGCUACGUGACACGAGAGUUUUCUUCUCGCUAAACGCCAAGCAGUUGACAGACCCGCGAAUGAAGAAGACGGUAGCGUGCUGUAAGGAAUCGCCAUUGGAAGCGCUACUAUUUGAAACAGACGCACCAGAUCAAGCCCCUUCCGCUGAGUAUGCAGAGAAGGUUUUUGAUUGCGGCGUUUUGGAUGCUGUUGAUACGCCUUUGUUACUCCAAGAGGACUCGACGGGUGUCAAUGAACCUGUCAUGGUGAAGCUUGCGCUGCUCAGCGCAACGGAGAUCCGAGGCGUCGGCAUGAAUGAGCUAGUUGCAGCAGUUUAUCAAAACUGUAAAGUUGCUUUCAGGAUCGACGACGCGAAAUUAAGCUGAAACACGAAACUGGUUAAGCUUAAGGAGCAUAUUACAGCUUAAUAACUUUGUGCCUGUUUAGAUUGCAGCAUAGUCCAUGUCACUGUACAAUAGCGACUGCAGCAUAGGGUCAACGUGGUCUGAAGAAUGCAAGAUAAGACAGAGUA
Molecule: messenger RNA, 1121 nt
Organism: Phytophthora nicotianae INRA-310
Lineage: Eukaryota; Oomycota; Peronosporomycetes; Peronosporales; Peronosporaceae
Exons: 2
Coding region: 40-975 (311 amino acids)
Molecular function (GO): hydrolase activity, acting on ester bonds
Source: RefSeq, a predicted model, not a curated record